This is a messenger RNA of Dunckerocampus dactyliophorus (ringed pipefish), 2396 nucleotides long. RefSeq names its product vacuole membrane protein 1 (gene vmp1). Gene Ontology annotation, biological process: autophagy; Golgi organization. The record is from RefSeq and is a predicted model, not a curated record. Bases 158 to 1375 code for a protein of 405 amino acids. Lineage: Eukaryota; Metazoa; Chordata; Actinopteri; Syngnathiformes; Syngnathidae. Gene Ontology annotation, cellular component: endoplasmic reticulum; membrane; endomembrane system. The transcript is spliced from 12 exons.
CAGGAAAUAGGUACGGCUGUCACUUCAUUUGAACAAAUACGGCACAUUCUUCCCUUAAACAUCGUGUUUUUGUGGCCAAAUAGUGUCUGCUGGGAAGAUAGGAGUUGUUUUUCAUAUUCCACAUGAAGACUGCCUGGUGAGUUAAAGGUUGACUGACAUGGCAGCCAAUGGAGACAGCUGUGAAAAGCCUCAAAGACGCACAGGUGUUAAAGAGAAACAGAAUGGCAGAUCUACAGACUCAAUAAUAAGAGAGAGGCGGCACAAGGAUAAGGAGGAGCGCCUUUCUCUUGUCUUAUGGAGGAGACCUGUUAUCACACUUCAUUACUUCUUCCUUGAACUCUUCAUCAAGCUAAAAGAGUGGACGUUGAAGCUAUGGCAACGACGGGGCAUUGUGUUCCUAGUUUUGGUGUUAAGUUCUCUCUUCUCUGUCGCCUAUUCUAUUGAGGGAGCACACCAAAAAUAUGUCCAGUACCUUGAGAAGAGGUUUCUGUGGUGCGCGUAUUGGGUAGGUCUAGGUAUCCUGUCUUCUGUCGGCCUUGGGACUGGUCUGCACACCUUUCUUCUCUAUCUGGGUCCUCAUAUAGCAUCAGUGACAUUGGCAGCGUAUGAGUGUAGCUCAACAGAUUUCCCAGAGCCUCCGUACCCAGACCAGAUUGUGUGUCCACAACUUGUUGGGGAGGAGGGAAGCGUCUCGCUCUUCUCCAUCAUGUCAAAGGUCCGACUGGAGGCCUGCAUGUGGGGUGCAGGCACUGCCAUCGGCGAGCUGCCUCCAUAUUUCAUGGCCAGAGCAGCACGUCAGUCGGGGGCUGAUCCUGAAGAUGAGGACUACGAGGAGUUUGAGGAGAUGCUGGAGCAAGCUGAGAGCGCACAGGAUUUUGUCACCAGAGCAAAACUGGGAGUGCAACACAUGGUGCAGAAAGUGGGAUUCUUUGGGAUUUUGGCUUGUGCCUCGAUCCCAAAUCCGCUUUUUGAUUUGGCGGGAAUCACCUGCGGGCACUUCUUGGUUCCAUUCUGGACCUUCUUUGGAGCAACGCUAAUCGGGAAAGCCAUCGUCAAGAUGCACAUACAGAAGCUGUUUGUGAUCAUCACCUUCAGCAAGCACAUCGUGGAGCAAAUGGUGUCCCUCAUUGGGUCUAUACCCAAAGUAGGGCCAUCACUCCAGAAGCCCUUCAGUCAUUACUUGGAAGCACAAAGAAACAAGCUGCAUCAUGGUGAAGGAAGGGCACAAUCGGAUGACAACUGGCUCUCAUGGCUGUUUGAGAAGCUGGUGCUGGUCAUGGUCUGCUACUUUGUCAUCUCCAUCAUCCACUCGAUGGCUCAGACCUACGCCAAGCGGCUGCAGCAGCAGAGACACUCUUCGGAGAAGACGAAGUGAAUUUGAGAGGAAGCUGUACGAAUAUCCAGGAAGUGAUUCCUGUGGCUGCUCAGCCCGUGCCCGCUCACUCAAAAACAAACCUCGCCAUCUUCACGUCCAUGCUCGGAGGCUGACUACUAAAAACCAGACUAUGUCGCCUCUGUAUGUGUGUGAAUGUGUGCGUGCGUGUGCUCUUAAAAUCAUUUGUCCCCACCUUCUUUUGUAGCUCUCAUCUCCCUCUCUUGGUGUGUACAGAACACCUGAUUCUCCUGCUGAUUCAGUGGUCUUACUUGCGAAUGAUUCCAUUUUGUGAUCUCCAAAUGAAGCAGUGGUCUGGCAGUGUCUGCCAUACACAGGCACCGCCUAACAGACGCUACGCCUUACGCAAAGCUGGGAAUAUCUCCCUUGAAAAUAGUUCUCAACUUUAUAUUUAAUUUUGUAACAUUUAUGUAUGAAUGACUUUUGAUUUUGUUUGUACAUUGUGCUGCCAGGACAACUGCUUAUACAUGCUCUCACUCAAUUUUCAGGUCCUGUUUUUGACCUAUUAGACAUUAAGAUAAUUUUUUGUUUUGGGGUUUUUUGGCUCCCGGGAAAAAAAGGAAAAAGCAAUAUCAAUGUAAAACAUUUGUUGUUGAUGGUUUGAACAUUGUGUAGAUAUCUUAAUCUUGGACAUUAUGCGUAAGUGUAUUUCUAUUCUAACAAUAGGCGGGCAGGAUUUACCUUGAAUCCAACAGGGAGUAACAUUGUUUGUAGUGACACUGUACUUAAAACUACCAGUCCCGUUUCUAUUAUCUAAUAUUAGUUUGGACCUUUGGAGUGGAUCAUACAUAAAACGUACAAAUCAUGGUAUCCAAGUUGGAGUCUGUCAUUGGUUUGAUUGUAAAUGUAUAGGACGCUUGAAGAACUGAUCAUCUUUCAGGUAAGUCAACAGCAGAGUGGCACCCAUGCAAUGAAUUGCAUCCAUGUUGUGGUUGUUAUUGCAAUGUGAUGGCUCCUCUGUGGCUUUCUUCCUGGACACCAGUUAGCCACCUCCUCAGCUAGC